This is a messenger RNA of Scomber japonicus (chub mackerel), 1853 nucleotides long. Its product is annotated as xaa-Pro dipeptidase-like. Gene Ontology annotation, molecular function: manganese ion binding; metalloaminopeptidase activity. The transcript has 15 exons. The coding region runs from base 30 to 1514 and encodes 494 amino acids. The record is from RefSeq and is a predicted model, not a curated record. Lineage: Eukaryota; Metazoa; Chordata; Actinopteri; Scombriformes; Scombridae.
CACGUGACAGUCUGGACCAGUUCAUCAUCAUGGCUGCAGCACCACAACCUGUCUACUGGCUGGGUAAGGAGACCCUGAGGGUGUCUGCUGCCCUCUUUGCUGAGAACCGUCGAAGACUGUGCAACGGGCUGAAAGCCAAAGAUGGAUUGGUGUCAAAGUCUGUUGUGGUGCUGCAGGGAGGAGAGCAGAAACAGAGGUUCUGCACGGACACAGACCUCCUUUUCAGACAGGAGUCUUUCUUCCACUGGUCUUUUGGAGUAACCGAGCCCGACUGCUACGGAGCCAUUGAUGUGGACUCAGGGAAAUCCAUGCUUUUUGUUCCCAAACUGCCUGAAAGCUAUGCCACUUGGAUGGGAGAGAUCUAUACUAAACAGCACUUCAAGGAGAAGUAUGCUGUUGAUGAGGUGCACUACGCCUGUGAUAUUGCUGAUGUCCUCACCAACCUGAGUCCAGCAGUUCUCCUAACACUGCGAGGACAGAACACAGAUAGUGGGAGCAUCUGCCGUGAAGCUUCCUUUGAAGGAAUUAGCCGCUUCCAAGUGAACAACACUCUCUUACACCCAGUCAUUGUGGAGUGCCGCCUGACUAAGACAGAUAUGGAGCUGGAGGUCCUGCGCUACACCAACAGGAUUUCCAGUGAAGCUCACAAAAUGAUCAUGAAGCAUGUGAAACCUGGACAGAAAGAAUAUGAAAUGGAGAGCCUGUUCCAGCACUACUGCUACACCAAAGGAGGAAUGCGUCACACUUCGUACACCUGCAUCUGUGGAACGGGCAAUAAUUCCUCUGUUCUCCACUAUGGUCAUGCUGGAGCUCCCAAUGACAAGACAAUUGUAGAUGGAGACAUGUGUCUCUUCGACAUGGGUGGAGAGUACUAUUGCUACUCCUCAGACAUCACCUGCUCCUUCCCAGCCAAUGGGAAGUUCACUCCAGACCAGAGAGCCAUCUAUGAGGCAGUCCUCAAGUCCUCCCUAGCCGUCAUGGCUGCCAUCAAACCAGGUGUAAAGUGGACUGACAUGCACCGCCUGGCUGACCGGGUUCACCUGGAGGAGCUGGUGAAGAUCGGCAUCCUGAAUGGCAACUUGGAGGACAUGAUGAAGGUCCACAUGGGCUCCGUCUUCAUGCCUCACGGCCUGGGACACCUGCUGGGCAUCGAUGUGCACGAUGUGGGAGGCUACCCUGAGGGGGUGGAGCGUAUAGAUGAGCCUGGACUGAGGAGUCUUCGAAUGGGCCGCUUGGUGCAGGAGCGGAUGGUCCUCACCGUGGAGCCUGGUAUAUACUUCAUCAACCACCUGCUGGAUCAGGCCCUGGCCAACCCUGCACAGAGCUGCUUCAUCAACAACCAAGUGCUGGCUCGUUUCCGUGGCUUCGGAGGGGUUCGCAUUGAAGAUGACAUUGCAGUAACAGCGACUGGUAUGGAGCUGCUGACCUGUGUCCCUCGUACUGUGGAGGAGAUUGAGGCAUUCAUGAGCGACUCUGCAAAAGACUUCAGCCCCGUCGUCAGCAGUGAGAAAUGACAACUCUCAGUAAAGUCCAAGAUGUUAGCUGUGAUGUCAGCAAAUCCAUAAUCAAGACUCAGCCAAAGCAACAGAAUUAACAUAACUGUCAUAAGCAAGCAAACUUAAAAAUCUCAUGCAGUAUCUCAUCUAAUCUUUCAUAAUGGUUUUAAAAUAGUGUUAAAUAUUAGCAACACAACACUUUAAGGGAAAACUCAUCUUUUAAUACUUCAAUAGUAUUAAUAAUUAAUUUCUGUGCCUCUUGGUAAAUACAUUUAAAAAUGUUUUUUAAAUGAUUCUUAUUCUUAUAUUCCUCUUUGUAAACAUUGAUUCAAAUAUGUUGUGAAAUUGAAAUAAAUA